Molecule: messenger RNA, 3736 nt
Organism: Nylanderia fulva
Lineage: Eukaryota; Metazoa; Arthropoda; Insecta; Hymenoptera; Formicidae
Source: RefSeq, a predicted model, not a curated record
AGAGUGAAAGAGAGAGAGAAAGGAGUACUCGAGGCGAGGAGCGAAAAAGAAGGAUCAAAAUAAUACGAGGGAAAGAAUAUACGUAUAUCGAGGGAAGAGAGAGAGAGAAGAAGAGUGAACUAUGUUACAAGUCGUCGUCGUCGUGCCGCUCGGUCUCGCCUGAACAAAGGAAGAUUCUUCUCCCUCGGCUCGCCGCGUCGAGGGUCGUUUCCGAUCGACGAACCGUCGGGAUCCUUCCUCGGCCGUCUUCGGCCCGGUUCGUGCGCCUCGAGCGCACACGAAGCGGUCAGUCACGUAGCAGCGGCCGAGGCGUGAGGAACAAAGGACGGCGAUCCGCAGGAUCCGUGCGAGAACGAGAGGUGGAAGAAACAGCGCGAUACAAUAUUGUUCAUAUAUUUUGCGAGCAUGGUGUAAACAAUCACCUUCGCUCGCACAUAUACUUGUAAUACCGAUAUAUAUAUAUAUAUUCCGAAAGAAAGAACGCGCCCAGAAUUUUGCGACAGGAAGAGAGAGAGAGGAAGUUCGUCGAAUUGUGUGCAUUGUGUUUCGCUUUUUUUUUAUAUUUUUCUAUCCUGACGAUUUUUCUCUCCCAGUGUAAGGGAGGAAAAAGAAAACGGAAAGAGAAAGAAAGGAAAAGCAGUGACGUAUCUGUCUGUCGGACAUUCUCCGUAUCAAAAGAACGCGAUUUGUGAGUGAGUGAGAUAAAGAAGGAUCGAGACCCGAAUCUCCUGGCGGUAUAUGUGUCCGUACCUGCUUUUACCUGUCUGCGUGACGAACCGGCGACCUAACCUAACGGCAACGACACAUUCGGAGAAGUGCGCGCGAGAAGAAUCGGAGGGAGUUCUCUUGUGCAUAAAAGGGAGGAGAGAAAGAGAGAGAAAGGACCGAAAGUGAAAAAGGGUAAGCGACCUUCCUUCGGAUUCUCUCCGCCGUCCGUUUAACGACGUCGUUGGUUUUUCGUUGUGACAUGUGCCGCAGAGUGUACUACGACUGAAAAGAGAGGAACCUCCGGAAGCGCAAUACGUUAUUCGGCAGCACACGGAUUAUCCUCGUAUUUACGGGAUGCCGGUUGACUGAAGAUGGCCUCGCCGACACCCUCGCUGGAAUCGCGCGCAAAUUCCCUCGGGUCCCCAGUCUCGCUGUCCCCUGUAACAGUGAGCGGCAGCUCGCCGCCUGCUAGCGAUUCGGCGAUCUGCGACGUCGACAGCUGCGAUUUGUGCCUGGACGCGCCGAAGUCGGGCGAGGAUCCGUGCCCACGCUGCCGACUGGGUAGCACCGGCGGCACCGGUCGCACUCGUUGCACCGGCUGCAAGUCCAGCGAGGCGGACGCCGUUGCGCGUUGCUACAACUGCGACCAGUUUCUCUGUCCGAAUUGCGUGAUGGCGCAUCAGUAUAUGCUCUGCUUCGAGGGCCAUCGGGUGCUGAAUCUGGCGGACUCCAAGCUGGAGACCGUCGGCAGCAGCGGCGGCGGUAGCAACGGCGGCGGAGGAGGAGGAGGCGGUGGUGGUGGCGGCGGUGGUAGCAUAAUCACCGGGACGACGGAACUACCACCUAAGAGCACCACUUGCAACGGCGGUGGCGGAGGAGGUGGCGGUAACAGCCUGGUGAUCAACGGCGGUAGCGCCAACAACGGCAACAACAGCGAGAAGGUGCACUUUUGCGCGCGACAUAAGCAGGAAAUAAUCAAGUACUUUUGCCGAAGCUGCACCGUACCAAUAUGCAAGGAGUGCACGCUGACGGAGCACACAGCGCCGUUGCACGACUGCGCCCACAUCUCAGACGUGGGUGCCCAACAGAUCGAAGGACUGGCGCGGAUGGUUCAGGAGUGCCGUGCGAAGGCGGUGGACGCUCGCGCGGCCGUGAAAGCGGCGGAUCACAGCGCCGCGGUGCUGCAGGUGCAGUAUCACAAGGCGCAGAACGAGAUCAACGAUACGUUUCAAUUCUAUCGGUCGAUGCUGGACGAGCGGAAGCAGGAACUCUUGAAGGAGCUCGACUCGGUAUUCUCGACCAAGCAGAUCUCCCUUAACGUGAUCGGGCAACGCGCCAACGAGAUGGCGGACAAGAUUAUACAGACCUGCGACUUCGUUGAGCGCGUGACCAAGGUUACCACCAUAACCGAUUUCCUCAUGGUGAAGAAGAUCUUCGAGUCCAAACUCCAGACGCUACUCAAUUACACGCCGAACACGGACAUAGCCAAUCAGACCGCGGACCUCGAGUUCGUCAGCAAUUUCCAGGCGAUACAAGUAGGCGUGAGAAAUACCUUCGGUUACGUACGGAGUAGUAGUAAUAGCGAAAACAGCGCCGGCUCGAUCGGCAAGCAACCGCCGAUCGCGCGACCAACCGCCUUGUCGAGCAACGGUAUCGGCAGCGGCGGCAGCAACAUCAGCAACGGACCGGGAAGCGGCGCGGGCUCCUUAGGUGGUCUCCUGUUGGAUCGUACUUACAGUAACGGCCUGAUCUCUUCCAGUAUGAAUUGCGGCUCGUCCUCGUCACCUUCGUCGAUCGACACCAUCAGCACCGUGAUUUCGAAACGCUUUAGUUCGGCCAACAGCUUAGGCCCAUUCUCCACCACGAUCAGCGACGUUAAUCUGAACGGCAUGAACGCCAAUCCGUACGAGAAGUGGAGUAACGGCGGUAGCGACACUUAUCCAGUUGUAACGACGAACGAUCACUUUGCAAUGCCGGCAGUAGCCGUGGCGGCGAACAACGCGCCUGGUGAUUCCGUCCUCGACCUAACAUCAAAGCUGAUGUCCGCUACUGCGAUAUUCCCGCCCAAAUCGCAGAUCAAACGGCAGAAAAUGAUUUAUCACUGCAAGUUUGGCGAGUUCGGCGUAAUGGAGGGUCAAUUUACGGAACCGUCGGGCGUCGCGGUGAACGCGCAGAACGACAUCAUCGUUGCCGACACGAACAACCAUCGCAUUCAGAUCUUCGACAAGGAGGGCAGGUUCAAAUUUCAAUUCGGCGAGUGCGGUAAACGCGACGGUCAACUGCUUUAUCCAAAUCGCGUCGCCGUAGUGAAGACUUCCGGCGACAUUAUUGUCACGGAACGUUCGCCGACUCAUCAGAUACAGAUCUACAAUCAGUACGGUCAGUUUGUGCGUAAAUUUGGCGCAAACAUCCUCCAACAUCCGCGCGGCGUCACCGUCGACUCGAAGGGACGCAUCGUCGUAGUGGAGUGCAAGGUUAUGCGCGUCAUCAUCUUUGAUCAAACUGGCAACGUUCUGCAAAAGUUUGGAUGUUCGAAGCAUCUCGAGUUCCCGAACGGCGUGGUGGUGAACGACAAACAAGAGAUAUUCAUCAGCGACAAUCGCGCUCACUGCGUCAAGGUUUUCAAUUACGAGGGCGCCUACCUGCGACAGAUCGGCGGCGAGGGCAUUACCAAUUAUCCCAUUGGCGUGGGCAUCAAUACUCACGGCGAGAUACUGAUAGCGGACAAUCAUAACAACUUCAAUCUGACCAUCUUCACGCAAGACGGCCAACUGGUCUCGGCUCUCGAGAGCAAGGUCAAGCACGCGCAGUGUUUCGAUGUGGCGUUAAUGGACGACGGCUCGGUGGUGCUCGCCAGCAAGGACUAUCGGCUGUACAUAUACCGUUACGUGCAGGUGCCGCCGAUCGGCAUGUAGAGCAGCGACGCGUCACGACGACGACGAUGAUCGUCGUGCGCCAGUGUCAACAUUUGUCAUCGUAUCAUCAUCACCAUCACCACCACUACCACUACCACUACCACCACCACUAC